AUGAUACCAAAGACCAUGAUCUCCAACGAAGUCUACCUCCUCCCUCUAAACGACGAUGGCUCGCCCCAGGUCGCCGGCGAGUACAUUUACCUCGCCCCCAAGACCAAUGAUCCCGUAACCAUCCGUUUUGCAAUUGAGGGAACCUCCUCCAUCUGUCGCCAUGGCAGUCUGUGGGUCAACAUUCCAGAGCAGGGCGCCGAGUUCCACAGAGACCACUUUCGCGAAUUCAAGCUGGUGCCCGACUUCAAUCGCACAAUCGAAAUCUCUAUCCCCAUUUUUCAGGCCGGCGCAUACGCCUUCUACACGACCUACGCCGAACUGCCAGAUCUCGCUGAGAAGCUGGAUUCAAACCCUCAGACCAAGACCACCAACAAGAAGACCCCGCUUUACUACAUCGAUGUUGCUCCUCGCCUCAGUCUCGAUGGCCGGCCCUUACCAUUGCCAGCUCUGUCCAUCUUCUCCGUCAUUAGCAAAUUCAUGGGCAAGUACCCAGGUGACUGGGAAAAGCAUCUUCGCGGCAUCAGCGACCGUGGUUACAACAUGAUCCACUUCACGCCGCUGCAGGUCCGCGGCGCCUCCAACUCUCCUUACAGCUUGUACGACCAGUUGGGCUGGGACCCCGACUGCUUUCCCGCAGGCGAGAAGGAUGUCCAAGGCCUCAUCGACAGCUUAGAAAAACAGUACUCCAUGCUCAGUUUGACUGACAUUGUCCUCAACCACACAGCGCACAACAGCGAAUGGUUACAGCAUCAUCCUGAGGCUGGAUACAACCUCGUGACGGCGCCUUGGCUGGAGUCAGCUUGGCUCUUGGACACAAAGCUCCUGGAGCUUAGCGACAAACUGCAAGACUUGGGUCUUCCUACGGAGAUCAAGACCGACGAUGAUCUUAUUAAGAUCAUGGAUGCCAUCAAGAAGCAUGUCAUCUCCGAGAUUAGGCUAUGGGAGUACUAUGCUAUUGAUGUCGACCGCGACGUGGAGACUGCUUUGGAGGCUUGGGUGGCCGGUCGCACCACGUUCCCUGACGAGGCAGUCGGUGCCGGUGUGGCUGAGCUUAAGGAUGCGUCUCUGAAGGAGCAAGCCGAGUUCCUUAUCAAGCACGGUCUACUGGGCGCAGACCGCAUGGGUGAGCGCUUCAGGAGGAAGAUUGACCCAAGUGUCGCAUCUGGUCUUCUUUCUGCCACAUUUGGACGAUACGAAGGUGAAAAAGGCAGCUCCCCCAGACAAGCUGCGGCUAAGUCAAAGCUGGUUUCCAUCUUUGACGAGGUAAACCUGCCAUUUUACAAGGAGUACGACGCCGAGAUUGGCGAAAUUUUGCAACAGCUCUUCAAUCGCAUCAAGUACUGCCGUAUGGACGAACACGGCCCGCGCAUGGGUGUCAUCAACAAGGAGAACCCUCUGAUCGAGACAUACUUUACCCGUUUGCCGAAGAAUGAGACCACUGCCAAGAACAAGCCCGAGGAGAAUGUUCUUGUCAACAACGGGUGGGUCUGGGGAGGCAACGCCCUUGUCGACAAUGCUGGUCCUCAGUCUCGUGUAUACCUGCGACGCGAGGUCAUUGUGUGGGGUGACUGUGUGAAGCUGCGCUACGGGAACGGUCCGUCCGACAGUCCCUUCCUAUGGGAGUACAUGACCAAGUAUGCCCGUAUGCUGGCCAAGUAUUUUGCCGGUUUCCGAAUUGAUAACGCUCACUCUACACCUCUGCAUGUGGCUGAGCAUAUUCUCGACGAGGCCCGGCGUAUUCGACCUGACUUGUAUGUCGUUGCAGAACUCUUCACUGGCUCUGAGGAGAUGGACUACGUCUUUGUUAAGAGACUGGGUUUGAGUGCCUUGAUCCGUGAGGCUAUGCAGGCGUGGAGCACUGGUGAACUGAGUCGCUUGGUUCACAAACACGGAGGGCGACCCAUUGGCAGCUUUGAAGUGGAUGAAGUCUCCCGCCCUGAUAACAAAUCACCUCUGAGCCCCAUGAGCCCAUCUCAUGAAGGCAGUGAUAUGCUGAAUGGGAAUUCAUCCUCGAGAGAGAUUAUCCGAAGGGUCAAACCGGUACCGGUACAGGCUCUGUUCAUGGAUUGUACCCACGACAACGAAACACCGGCACAGAAGCGCGACGCUCGAGACACUCUGCCCAACGCUGCCCUCGUCAACAUGUGCGCAAGCGCAACAGGUAGCGUCAUGGGUUAUGAUGAGAUCUACCCCAAGCUUGUCGACCUUGUGAACGAGACUAGAUUGUACACUUCCGAGUCGUCGUCCAAGCCGGUUAAGAUUGGUGGUGGCCGCAACGGCAUCGGUGGCAUCAAGAAGCUCCUCAACCAGAUCCAUACACUUAUGGGCAAGGAUGGCUACGAUGAGACUCACAUCCACCAUGAAGACCAGUACAUUACGGUUCACAGGGUUCACCCUGAGUCAAGAAAAGGAUACUUUCUGAUUGCCCACACUGCCUUUCCAGGAUAUGGCAACGGCAAUGGUGCAUUCAACGCAGUCCACCUUACCGGAACAAGAGCUCGGCACCUUGGAAGCUGGAUGCUGGAGGUUGACGCCAGCGAAGAGGCUAAGAAAGAAGUCUUGGACGACAAGAAGCUUCUUCGUGGCCUCCCCAGCCGCGUCGUCGACGUUCCUGGCGUUCGUCUGGAGGUCAAGGGUGAUGAGACUAUAAUCACCGUCCGUGACAAGUUCCCACCUGGCAGUAUUGCCUUGUUCGAAACCUGGAUUCCUGCCGCUGAGCACUCUGCAGGUCUGGAUACCUACGUUACCUCCGGUGCCAGAGCGGCUGUGGAGGGUCUGAAUCUCGUAGACCUCAACUUCCUGCUCUACAGAUGCGAGGCCGAAGAGCUUGACGGCAGCGGGGGCAAGGACGGUUGUUACGACAUCCCUGGAUAUGGAAAACUUGUCUAUGCUGGCCUUCAGGGCUGGUGGAGUCUUCUCAAGGACAUCAUCAAGGACAAUAACCUUGCACACCCACUCUGCCAAAAUCUCCGUGAUGGCCAAUGGGCUUUGGAUUAUACUGUUGGGCGACUGGAAAGAGCCAGCCAGACCCCCGAGUUUGAGCGUCUUGGCAAGCCUGCAAUCUGGCUGAAAGACCGUUUUGAUGCUAUUCGCAAGAUCCCAAGUUUCUUGCUGCCAAGAUACUUUGGUCUUGUGAUGCGGACUCUGUAUAUGGCUGCUUGGGAGCGCGGCCUUGAGCAAAUGAAUGGAAACGUACGAGAAGGCCAAUGGUUCCUCCAGAGCCUCGCCAUGGUAAGUGUACAGCAGACAGGUCUGGUUAAGUCUGCGUCACUGUGGCCGAAAAAGUUGGUGCCGUCGCUGGCUGCUGGCUUGCCCCACUUUGCAGUUGAGUGGGCAAGAUGCUGGGGACGUGAUGUCUUCAUCUCCCUCCGUGGCCUCUAUCUUGGCACCGGUCGCUUCGAUGAGGCUAAAGAACAUAUCUUUGCCUUUGCUAGUGUUUUGAAGCACGGCAUGAUACCCAAUCUGCUCAGUAGCGGCGCUUUGCCAAGAUACAACUCCCGUGACUCAAUCUGGUUCUUCCUUCAGUGCAUUCAGGAUUACACCAAGUUUGCCCCCAACGGCCUGGAUCUUUUGAAGGAGAAGGUUAAACGACGGUUCCUUCCAUACGACGACACUUGGUUCGAUGUUGAAGACUCUCGCGCCUACUCACAGGAGAGCACAAUCGAGGACGUCAUUCAGGAAGCACUGCAGAGACACGCUUCGGGAAUGUCUUUCCGCGAAGCCAAUGCUGGACCCUCUAUCGACUCUCAGAUGACUGACGAGGGCUUCAACAUUUCCAUCAAUGUUGACUGGAACACAGGCAUUGUUUUCGGAGGCAACCAGCACAACUGCGGUACCUGGAUGGACAAGAUGGGCGAGAGCCCACGCGCGGGCUCCAAGGGCGUCCCUGGGACACCUCGCGACGGUGCUGCCGUUGAGAUCACCGGUCUCCUGUACAGCACUUUGAAGUGGGUGGCGUCACUUAGCUCGGAGGGCAAGUUCCAGCACUCCUCCGUGAAGAAGGCGGACGGUUCAUCCAUUUCAUUCAAGGACUGGGCUGAUCUUAUCCGCGCCAGCUUUGAGCGCUGCUAUUAUGUCCCUAUCUCUCCCGAGGAUGACUCCAAAUACGAUGUCAACACCAAGAUUGUCAAUCGACGUGGCAUUUACAAGGAUCUGUACAAGUCCGGAAAGGAGUACGAAGACUACCAGCUACGCCCCAAUUUCCCCAUUGCCAUGUGUGCCGCUCCCGAGCUGUUUGACCCCACGCACGCCUUGCAUGCUCUUUGUGUUGCCGACUCCGUUCUUCGAGGCCCUACCGGUAUGGCGACGCUCGACCCUGCUGACUUGAAUUACCGACCUUAUUACCGCAACAGCGAAGACAGUGAUGACUUCGCCACCAGCAAGGGACGCAAUUACCACCAGGGCCCGGAAUGGCUUUGGCCGACUGGUUUCUUCCUUCGUGCACUGCUCAAGUUCGACUUGGAGAGAAGGUCCUCUGACGCUGAUCGCAUCGAAGCAUUCCAGCAAGUCACUCGAAGACUCAUUGGAUGCAAGGAAAUGAUUAAAGACAGUGUUUGGGCGGGUUUGACAGAAUUGACGCAGAAGAAUGGAGAGCACUGCCCUGAUUCGAGCCCAACACAGGCUUGGUCGGCGGGCUGCCUGAUAGAUCUGUACAUGGACGCUGCCGAGGAGCAGAGCGACAAGGCUAAGAUUGCCUUGCCAACAAGGUCUAAGUAA
Molecule: messenger RNA, 4716 nt
Organism: Colletotrichum truncatum
Lineage: Eukaryota; Fungi; Ascomycota; Sordariomycetes; Glomerellales; Glomerellaceae
Product: glycogen debranching enzyme
Biological process (GO): glycogen catabolic process; glycogen biosynthetic process
Molecular function (GO): 4-alpha-glucanotransferase activity; amylo-alpha-1,6-glucosidase activity
Source: RefSeq, a predicted model, not a curated record